UUUCGCAAAGUCCAGAUGUCAUGUUUGACAUUUCGGUGAAACGAUUCGGGCUAUUUCAUAUAUAUAUUGGUAUACAAACGAUUUCAUAUAUAUGUGUGUGGAAAACCGGCCAUUAGUAAAAAAUUGUGAGACCAGACGCCAGAAACUUUGAGAGAAAUAUAUGUGGUAAAAAUCCAAAUAAAAGAGAUUCAUUGAUUCAAAAGUAAAUUACUGAAUUUCAAUUUGUUCGUUACGUCGAAUUUGUUGCCACGAACAAACAACAUGGCCAAUCGUAUACGGUCAGAGUCACCAUCUUCAGUAAAAUCAAAAGACAAGGAAAGACCUCGCAAUACUAUUCGGUCUCGUGAAAAUAAACGACGUGGAUCUGUAUCAAGCAGUAGUGGAAGCUCGACGGAUAGCAGCUCAUCGUCUGGGUCACGUUCGAGCUCUUCGAGUUCAUCAUCCUCAUCGAGUUCCAGUUCGUCAUCAUCGUCAAGUAGUGGUGACAAUCGACGCGAUAAACGUGUUACAUCCAAUCGAAGUCGCAGUGGUUCUGUGCGAAGCAAUGGUUCGAAGGAUAGACCCAGAUCAAAAGAAAGACUUCGCAAAAGUACCGACAAGGAUUUGAAAAGGCAGAAGGGUCUAUCGGCUUCCCGUUCAUCUCACUCUCGCAGUCGUUCCAGAUCUAGAUCUGUACGCAAAAAGCGUGAUCGUUCACCAACACCAAAGUCAAAUAAAAUUGGUCCCCGCAUUCACUUGGGUCGACUCACCCGUAAUGUCACCAAGGAUCAUGUUCAUGAAAUUUUCAGCAAUUAUGGAACCAUUAAGUUCAUCGAAUUCCCCCUGGAUCGUUUCCAUCCUAAGUUGGGCCGUGGAUUUGCAUACAUUGAAUACACAAACCCUGAAGAUGCAGAAAAUGCUAUGAAACACAUGGACGGUGGACAAAUCGACGGGCAGGAAGUUACAGUGGCACCGAUCCUAUUACCUAAGCCGAGACUUCCAAUGCGUCGAAUGUCACCUGUUCGACGUGGGUGGAGACGGUCGCCACAAAGGUUCAGAAGAGGAGGAAGAUCACCACCACGACGCAGAAAUUCCAGACGUCGCUCCCGUUCUCCGGUACCACGCCGUAAUAGCCGUCGCCGUAAUAGCUCAGAUUCAUGAAUUGUCUCAAUUCAUUCAACAAGUUUUUGACGAUCCAUAUAAACCAACAUCAUUCAAUAUUUCUACUUUUUUCGAUCGGUUCGAAGUUUAGGGGCUAUAAAUGCAGACGAAAACUGUUCUAAAUCGAUUUUGAAUAGAAUAUGAAACCGCUUUCAAUAAAAAUUAAUGCAAACAAACAAA
Sitodiplosis mosellana (orange wheat blossom midge) is the source of this 1320-nucleotide messenger RNA. RefSeq names its product RNA-binding protein with serine-rich domain 1-A (gene RnpS1). Lineage: Eukaryota; Metazoa; Arthropoda; Insecta; Diptera; Cecidomyiidae. The transcript has 5 exons. The coding region runs from base 262 to 1140 and encodes 292 amino acids. Gene Ontology annotation, molecular function: RNA binding. Gene Ontology annotation, biological process: mRNA splicing, via spliceosome. Gene Ontology annotation, cellular component: nucleoplasm; cytoplasm; ASAP complex. The record is from RefSeq and is a predicted model, not a curated record.